AUGAUUGUCCAGCGCAGUGUAGAAGUAGAAGUCCAUCCGGAGCCUUGGGCCGGCAAUCCAUACGCUUGGGAUUUCCCCGAAUCCGACGGAAAAUUUCGCCCAGAAAAUCAUAUCGGAAUCCCUCUUGUCAAGGCGUUAGUGGACACAUUGUACACGACCAGUGGAAUUUGCGGAGGGAUCUUUUCGUUCACAUUACUUUAUUUGGUUUUGAAACACUCAACUGGCCCACUCAAGAAUUACAGUAGGAUGUUGCUGCUGUGUUGCUCGUCUGACAUUGGAUUUUGGUUUUGCGAUUCAAUUGUUCAGGUGGUAAGGAGACACGUUUAAUUUCAAGAAAUAAAUUUUUUAAUUUUAAAAACAUAAGUAUGCCGCUCUAACCUACUCAUUAAUUCUAUACAGUGAACACGACUUAAGGGCCUAAUGAAUAUGUUUUGUGAACAAGUACUUUUCGUUUUCAGGACAGUUGCAAUUAACCGAAAUGAAAUAUUUUGAAAGCUUUUUGUAUAAAGCGAUUAGGCAAAAAAGUAAAAGUUGAAGAAACCAGUAACCUCAGUAAACUUUCUUAGCGCUCCAAGCUGACCGAUGGAGUGUUUAUGUUCACUUUGGAAGGCCCAAUCAAACACUUCUCAUACGAACUUCAAGUGCAUGCCAUGUGUUGGUACGUGUGUCAUCUAACACUGAUGCAUACGAUCAUCCCCGCUCAAUAUUACUAUCGAUAUUACACUGUCAGCAAGUGAGUUGAAAAUACGUAGAAAGAAAAUAAAAUUAAUUUCUAAAUGGGUCUAAUGACCUUUGAGAAACAACAAAGCAAGAAUUUGAAAAAAUGCGGUUUUUCAAUUAUUCAAAUUUUGUUAUAAAUCCAUGCAAAUUUUUUAUAAAUUUAGUCCCCAUCACAUGAACAAGACGCAAACUUUUGGACUCUAUCUUAUAGCCCUGGUUGGUGCUUUUCCAAUGUAUUGGAUUACCUACAAAGCGUAUCGGUACUCGGGUCUGGCAAGGCCUGGAUUUAAUUACGCUCUUCUGUGGUACGAUGAACAACCAUUACCCGCGUUGAUUAUUGGAGACGUUGUAAGCUUCUAUGCUAACCAAAUUUUGCUAAAUUUCUGGUCUUAAAACACGCAAUGUUUUAGAACGAUUUCAUAAUGAAACUCUACUUUAUUGCGUCGAUUGUCAUUGUUGGUGGAUGUUACGUGUUGACGCUGGUUUUGGCAUUGAUUACGUUAAAGAAAUUGGACACCAAUAAUAAAAAAUACAGCCAGAGGACCAGGGAUAUGCAAGCACAGCUGACUAAAGCCUUGAUGUUUCAGGUAUAAAUCGUUGGUUUGUGAUGAUUUAUUGAACACUUUCCACCCUUUUUUUACACUACAUAUCAUCAAGUUGUUCCACUUACUCCACUCAACAUAAUUAAACAGGUUUCCAUUCCAGACAAUCUUGCCAGUCUUCACAUCCGUCAGCCCGAUUCUCUGCAUCUGCGUCCCCUGUUUUCUCUACGUUUCCACGGGCCCUUCAGCCAGCAUUUUACUGGCGAUAGUGUCCUGGGUACCCGUCUUCAAUCCGCUGUUAACCAUCUGGAUUAUUAUUCCGUAUCGACGAGUUGUCUUCAGCUGUAUUCUGAGGACCAAAGUGGAAGCAUCGGCCACAUCCGAUGUCUCAGAGCACAACAAAUUGGAGAGCCAAUCAAGAGAUAACAGAGUGGCCAGUGUGAAUGAAAAUAUCAUCUUUUAG
Molecule: messenger RNA, 1725 nt
Organism: Bursaphelenchus xylophilus (pine wood nematode)
Lineage: Eukaryota; Metazoa; Nematoda; Chromadorea; Rhabditida; Aphelenchoididae
Source: the annotation of a GenBank genome assembly